Molecule: messenger RNA, 1993 nt
Organism: Lactuca virosa
Lineage: Eukaryota; Viridiplantae; Streptophyta; Magnoliopsida; Asterales; Asteraceae
Source: the annotation of a GenBank genome assembly
AUGAGAUCAAAUCAUUCAUGUCACAGGUACAAAAUCAUUCUCCCCUACUUUUCUACUUGUGCAUCCCAUUCUGAUACUUUUCUACUUGAUACAAUAAUCGGCGAUUCAAAACCAUCAAACGCUUCAGCAUCUAUCGUAUUCGGAUGUAGCACAUCCCAAACUGGGGAUUUAACCAAACCCGAUAGAGCCAUUGACAGAAUCUUUGGAUUCGGUCAACAAGGACUCUCUGUAAUCGCGCAGCUUUCUUCACAAGGGAUCGCUCCAGAUGCUUUCUCUCAUUGUCUCGUCGGAAACGGUGGUGGUGGUGGGAUUUUGGUUCUAGGCUACGAUGGAACUACCAAUGAUUGGGAUGACUACUCAAGAUAUGUGAAUCCUAAUGGAGUUGAUUUAUCUCAUGGUGUUUAUGGUUAUGAUUAUGCACCAUAUGGACCUUAUUCUCCUGCUGGCUCACCUAUGCCAACAGUAGGUCAAUAUGGUGAACUCUAUGGGGCCCAACAUUACAAGUACCCUACUUCUUACUUCCCACCUAUGACCCCUACAACCCCUUAUUCUCCUGCUCCUCCAAAGGGUGAGAUCACAGCAACUAAAGAGGAACCUGCUUUAUCUUUGGACACAACUAAAGGAAACCCAAAUGGUGUGAAGGGGAACACUGCUUCUACCCAUCCUCAGGUAGAAGUUAAGAGUUUUUCAGCAGAAGCAAUCAAUCCUCUUGCUUGCAAUACUGAUGGUACUUACAUAGUAAGAGGAGGAGUUUCAGGUCAUAUUUACUUGUGGGCGGUUGCAGCUGGUAGAUUAUUAAAGAAAUGGCAUGGUCACUAUAGGCCUGUUACUUGCUUGGUCUUUUCUAAUGAUCAGUCACUUUUGAUUUCUGGAUCUGAGGAUGGAAUUAUAUUUGAUGAGGAAGGACAACAGAGAGCAGGACAUCUGUAUGAGUACAGUUUCACUGGUCAUGCUUUACCUGUAACUGACAUUGUCACGGGCUAUGGAGGAUCCAAUACAAUUAUCUUAUAUGCUUCUCUAGAUCAUACUUGCAAGGUAUGGAGCCUAACUAGAGGGACAUUGUUGAGAAAUAUUGUGUUCCCUUCAAUAAUUGAUGCAGUUGCAUUAGAUCCAGGGGAAUAUGUUUUUUAUGCUGGUGGGAGAGAUGGGAAAAUAUACAUUGCAGAACUCAAUGCUCAAGUCACAUCCAACAACAACAACAACAACAACAACAACAACAACAACUAUGGUUUGCAUAUCAUUGGCACAUUAUCUGAUCAAAGUAAGGCUAUAUGCUCUUUGUGUUUUGCAUUGGAUGGAUAUCAAUUGGUUGUUGGAUCAGAGGAUGGAAUGGUUCGUGUUUGGGACACUAAAUCUCGUAAUAUCAUUCGUGUUUUUAAACAAGCGAAAGGUCCUGUUAACAAUAUUGUUGUUAUGCGACAACCAACAGCGCUUUACCCUCGAACAGCAACAAAUAAUAAUCAAGGUCCAAUGGGAAGAAGACACGUGACAUUACCACCUCCACUAGGUGGCCAUCUGGUUUACCUUGAAAUUGGUGAUCGUGUUUUAGUAGAAAAAAAGAACGCAGAACUGAAAUAUGAUAUCUCAUGUCUUGACAUACACCCCAUUGGUGAAAAUCCAAAUUAUAGUAAUCUUACUGCAGUUGGGAUGUGGACUGAUAUUAGUGUCAAGAUAUUUUCACUACCCGAUUUAAAUCUCAUCACUGAAGAACAUCUAGGUGGCGAAAUAAUACCACGUUCUGUUCUUCUUUGUGCCUUUGAAGGGAUACCUUACUUGUUGUGUGCACUUGGGGAUGGACAUCUUUUGAACUUUUUACUCAACACAAGCACAGGAAAAUUAACAUACAGGAAAAAGGUGUCACUUGGGAAAGAAUUAAGAAUGUUGUCACAGGCUGUAAGAGAUGCUGGAGCCCUUAGAGAAGCUAAGGAUAAACUGGAGAAGUGAGUUGAAGAGCUGACAUGGAGAUUAGACUUUGAAAAGUAUUUGACGGUAU